CACACUCUAGCUGAGUAGGGGGCGGUAAUGCCGGUUUGCCAACAGCCAAAAGAAGAAGAAGAAGAGAAAGAAGAAGAAGAAGAAGAAGACUACCCGACGGGAAAGACACUUUCUUAUUGACGCCUCACUCAAGCAGAUCUAAUUGUAUCCCAGGAUAUAAUGCCAGGAGGAAUUGACAGAGUGGUAAAGAAAUUAUAUGUAUUAAAAAUGCUGUGUUUGUUGACUUUGGUUGCGGUAGCAUUGCGGUUUCAUCAUCAGCUAGCCACGGCAGCGUUAACAGUAUCUAGCCGGUUUGUGUUAGCAACAGAGAUCAGGGGAAUGGGGGUGGGGUGGCUGCUUAGGAGUCUCAGCUGUAUAUUUUGAGCAGGACUUAUUUGAUAUGUUAGCAGUUUAAUUGACACGUACGGUGACAUAUGUGUAAGGGUUGCUGGUUAUUUUUUCACUGCGUAUAUUGUCAGCCGCUGCUGUCUGUUAGUUAGACAGUUUUCCCCCACAGGAGAAUUAUUAGAGAUGUCUUGACUAACAUUAUACCAGAGUGGGUCAGAUUCGAUUAGAUAAAUGUUCGAAAACUAUCCCUUCCCGUCAGCAGUUGUGGAAUAUAUUUUGGUCAUGAGGGGCAUUUCCAGACUUAAUUGAAGUAGUGUGUGAGUGACAGAGUUUCAGAACCAGAAUCAGAUAUAUUGUCCAUGUGAACACAUACGACGGAAUUGACUCAGAUAGACUUUGCUCCCAAUGUUUACACAUUAGCACGAAAUAUUACACCAAUGUACAAGCUUAAAUUUGACAUUGAGCUUUAAUAUACAACACAAUUUUGUGCAGUAGUACAAUGGUGAGGAGGGCAAAGAAAUGUCGAGUAACAGAAAAAUACACUCACCGGCCACUUUAUUAGGUACACCAUGCUAGUAACGGGUUGGACCCCCUUUUGCCUUCAGAACUGCCUCAAUUCUUCGUGGCAUAGAUUCAACAAGGUGCUGGAAGCAUUCCUCAGAGAGCUUGGUCCAUAUUGACAUGAUGGCAUCACACAGUUGCCGCAGAUUUGUCGGCUGCACAUCCAUGAUGCGAAUCUCCCGUUCCACCACAUCCCAAAGAUGCUCUAUUGGAUUGAGAUCUGGUGACUGUGGAGGCCAUUUGAGUACAGUGAACUCAUUGUCAUGUUCAAGAAACCAGUCUGAGAUGAUUCCAGCUUUAUGACAUGGCGCAUUAUCCUGCUGAAAGUAGCCAUCAGAAGUUGGGUACAUUGUGGUCAUAAAGGGAUGGACAUGGUCAGCAACAAUACUCAGGUAGGCUGUGGCGUUGCAACGAUGCUCAAUUGGUACCAAGGGGCCCAAAGAGUGCCAAGAAAAUAUUCCCCACACCAUGACACCACCACCACCAGCCUGAACCUUUGAUACAAGGCAGGAUGGAUCCAUGCUUUCAUGUUGUUGACGCCAAAUUCUGACCCUACCAUCCGAAUGUCGCAGCAGAAAUCGAGACUCAUCAGACCAGGCAACGUUUUUCCAAUCUUCUAUUGUCCAAUUUCGAUGAGCUUGUGCAAAUUGUAGCCUCAGUUUCUGUUCUUAGCUGAAAGGACUGGCACCCGGUGUGGUCUUCUGCUGCUGUAGCCCAUCUGCCUCAAAGUUCGACGUACUGUGCGUUCAGAGAUGCUCUUCUGCCUACCUUGGUUGUAACGGGUGGUUAUUUGAGUCACUGUUGCCUUUCUAUCAGCUCGAACCAGUCUGGCCAUUCUCCUCUGACCUCUGGCAUCAACAAGGCAUUUCCGCCCACAGAACUGCCGCUCACUGGAUAUUUUUUCUUUUUCGGACCAUUCUCUGUAAACCCUAGAGAUGGUUGUGCGUGAAAAUCCCAGUAGAUCAGCAGUUUCUGAAAUACUCAGACCAGCCCUUCUGGCACCAACAACCAUGCCACGUUCAAAGUCACUCAAAUCACCUUUCUUCCCCAUACUGAUGCUCGGUUUGAACUGCAGGAGAUUGUCUUGACCAUGUCUACAUGCCUAAAUGCACUAAGUUGCCGCCAUGUGAUUGGCUGAUUAGAAAUUAAGUGUUAACGAGCAGUUGGACAGGUGUACCUAAUAAAGUGGCCGGUGAGUGUAUAUACGUCAUAUAAAAUAUGGAUUGCGUACAUUUAUGGGUUAUGUAUGUUUGAUGUUUGAUUGCUCAGGUCCCUGACACAUCUGUAUUUGUAAGCACUGGAGACAAUUUGUCCCUCAGAUGCAGACAGUGAACAAAAACAGCCCAGUGCCCCGGCUGACUCUGCUGACCUUGAUCUAGAAUACCCCCACAAAUUCUAGUUCUGUCUUUGUAAACAUGGCACACACAAACACAAACACACACAUACAUGUUCUGCCACUACUUGUCCCACUAUCAAGGCCUGUCUUGUGAAUAAGACUUAAGUUUAAUGAUUUUAGAAAUAAUGAACAAGUCAAUCAAUGAUUGCAGCUUACAGAGCCAAAGGAUCCUGCCAGGAAAAGAAAUUCAAUCAUCAGCACAGGAUUCAUGCACAUACAUAAAUACAUUUAAAAACAUUUUCCACUGGGAAGUUUGAUAAAGUAAAAUACUGUAGGCUAGUGCACUACACCUUGUAAGUGAGGCUUACAAUAAGAAAACGGUUAUUGAUAAUUUAGCCUGCUAAACAAAAGGCAUUUAUUAAAAAAAAAAAUCAUGGUAUGAUUUAUUUACUUGAAUGCCUAAAUGAUUUAUUUUGACAUAAGACAGCUUUUCAAAAGAUGCUUCAGGCAAUGAAAAGUCACCCCUAGGAAGCCACUUUACAUGGGGUUCUGACGUUGACGUGACGUUGACGUGACGUUGACGAGCUAACCUAGUUACUGUUCUGAUAAAAGCAAUUUUUCUCUUAAGUCAAGGUUAUGUUUACGCCACGUGACUCUGCGCCAAAGAUGGUCGCAUUCUGGCUCUCUUCUCCAAACAACCAGAUCCUUCAACUCACUCAGGUACUAUAUGAUAUCCUGGCAAUAAUCACGUAUACAAUUGAAGCCAUAGUGAAAUUUUGUGACAUUAUGUGUGUCUUAUGACAUUGUGUGUCCUGCUUCUAGAGAGGGUACACGGAGAGGGUUGUGGUGGAAAACACUUAUCGGCAUCACUGUUGGUGUACCUGUGGCUGUGGUUGUCCAGUAUGCGGCGUCAGAUCCAAGAGCGAAGAGGAGGCUGAGGAUUGUGAUUGAAGGAUUUGGUCGCUUCAUCAGGUGUGUCCUUGUUGAUAGGUGUAGACUCUCUUACUGUGGCCCAAUCCCAAACCGCCCCCCUACACACUCGGCCUUCACUAUCGAGUGUCACUUGUAAUGACGUUACACUCACAGCUGUGGAGUGCGCCUCAAUUGAAAUGGGAGGGUGUAAACAAGACGAGCGGGUAUGGGACGCCCUCCUCACUCCACCGAAAAACGGAAAGAUCCAUCACCAUAGCAACACAAAGACGCAUCCUGUGCAAGGCAGCGUCUAUUUUUUUUUUUAAACGGGCAUCAUGUUCAGUUCUGAGCCGCUCCGGCUGCCUUGUUUCUUCAACCUCCCAGUAAAAUCUUAAAUCCAGGAACCAUCACAGUGACAGGAGCUAAACCAAACUACUGAUUGUUAGUGAUUCCACAGGUCUAUGCAGCCCUUUACUAUUUGACAUGUGCCUGACCAAUCAAAACAAAUGUCAGCACAGAAUACAACAAAAACAAAAGGUGGACACAUACUGAACUUAUAUUUAUUUGUUGUUUCCUCCUCCUCCAUUUUUGCCGGUGCACUACCUGCAAAUCCUGCCAUGAGUGAGCAUUGGUGCAGACUCACUAUUUGAGGGCUGAACAGUCCACUUGCCUUCCUCACUCUGUGGUUUGGGACGGCCUUCAAUAUGGCGGAGCCUCAGCAGGGACGCGCAAACGGAGGGAGAGUGUAUCGGGCGAGUGUUUAGGGGGCGGUUUGGGAUUGGGCCUCUGUGUUGGGGACUAGUUAGGAUUGCCUUGUAAAAUUCCUUUCAUGUAAUUUAACAAAGCAAUAUAUGAUUAUAAUUAUUAUAAGUCAUGUAAAUCAUAUAUCUGUGUGUUUUUAGAUCUCUCUCUGUGGGAAUCUUCAUCUCUGUGGAUUAUUGGUGGACCACAAAUGUAUGCCUUCGUGACCUAGAUGAGGUAAGUUUCAUCGUGUAAUGUAAAUAGGGUGUGAUUGGUUUUAUCAAUGACUGCAUCUUCCAUACUUCUGCAACUUGUCAAGGCUUUAAAUAAGCUCUUCAUCCCAUGAGUGAAGUUAGAGGUGGAAAGUAACCAAUUACAUACAGUACAGGCCAAAAGUUUGGACACACCUUCUCAUUCAGUGUCUUUUCUUUAUUUUUUAUAUGAAUAUUUACAUUGUAGAUUAUCACUGAAGGCAUCAAAACUAUGAAUGAACACAUGUAGAAUUUUGUACUUAUAAAAAAAGUGUGAAAUAACCAAAAACAUGUUUUAUAUUCUAGUUUCUUUAAAAUAGCCACCCUUUGCUCUUGAUGACAGAAGUACCUUGUCAGGGUUACUUCAGGCACUCCUGUGAAGUAAAAACCAUUUCAGGUGACUACCUCAUGAAGCUCAUUGAGAGAACAGCUUAAGUUUGCAGCGCUAUCAAAAAAGCAAAGGGUGGCUACUUGGAGAAAUCUAAAAUAUAAAACAUGUUUUCAGUUAUUUCACACUUUUUUCUUAAGCACAUGAUUCCACAUGUGUUCAUUCAUAGUUUUGAGAAUCUACAAUUUAAAUAGUAAUGAAAACAAAGAAAAUGCAUUGAAUGAGAAGGUGUGUCCAAACUUUUGGCCUGUACUGUAUAUAUUGCUGUGAUUGUAUACUUGUACCUUUUUGAGUUUUUUUUUAAUUUUUUUACUAUUACUGCUACCCAUGUAUUUUCUGCAGGGAGUAUUGUACUUCACUGUAUUCAAUAAAAGCAUGGGUUACUUUGUAAAAAAGCAAACAAGAUACAAGUUUCAAGUUUACAAGUUUCAACCAUUUUGACUGCGGGGUGAUGGACUGAUGUCUCCUGCAUGACAGUCAAAUGAACUAACAUAUAGCAGAAAAAGAAGCACAUGCAUUCUCACAGUCAAAUCAUAAUGAAAAGGUUCAGGGUCAAUAACUCAUUCCCUGAACACCACUUGUACAAUGCCACCACUGCCCAACCAUAGUAAUGUAGACAUUAAUUAAUAGAUACCAAAACACAUACAGUAUAUUCGUGGGCCAGGGGUAACAGAUGUAUUCUUUCCUAUGAUGCUGUAAGGAUGUCAUUACUGUAAAGGAAAUUGUAUCUGACUGCUGUUCUCCACUGCUAGGACAGUCCAUCCUACCUGGCUGAGAUGUCAGCUUGCCACCAGAGGGCAGCAGAGUGCAUGGUGGAUGGAGCCAUAAGGAAUGGAGGAAUAUACGUUAAACUUGGACAAGGUCUGUGCUCUUUCAACCACCUCUUACCUCCUGAAUACAUUCAUACCCUGCAAAUACUUGAGGACAAGGCCUUGAACACCAAAUACAAAGAGGUGAGCACUUAAACACAAACAAAGCUUCCGCAGUAGAGGACAACUUAACAUUUCUCAGGCUUGUGUUUGUCUUUUCGACAGGUGGAUGCUCUCUUUCUAGAAGAUUUCAGCAAAACCCCUGAGCAGCUUUUUAAAACAUUUGACUAUGAACCCAUCGCUGCUGCAAGUUUAGCCCAGGUUCAUAAGGCUGAACUGCUUGAUGGGACUCCUGUUGCUGUGAAGGUGAGCAUGUUUCUAAAACCAAGGUUAUGAAUAAAAAUGUGUCCUCUUUGCCUGUAUUUUGUUUUUAAUUUUUUGUUUUAGAUAAACAACCCUCACAGAGGGAGGUUUAUAUUACUUAGAUAUAAAAAGUAUACCACAUCACCUGUUUAAUGUCAUGUGUCUUCACCAACAUUUUGGGAGAAGGUUCAUUUUUCUUCACCCUUGUUAUGGUAACAAUAUUGAAAAUGGCAAUAAAAAUGAAUCAAAAAUUCAAAACUUUACUCUUUUUAGGCAGUUCGGACAUUCAUGAAGGGGUAUAGUCAAAGUUAACCUGCACAAUCCCUCAAUCCUAUCUUUUUGUUGAAUUCUACCCUUAAAGGUGCAGUACAUUGACCUCAGGGAUCGCUUUGAUGGUGACAUCAGAACACUGGAGAUCCUGCUGGAUAUUGUGAAGUUCAUGCACCCUAGCUUUGGAUUCCGAUGGGUUCUGAAGGUCAGAAGACUGGUGUAUGUGCUCAACCUGUUGUACAUGUUUAGGUGACAAAUGAAGUAGAUUUUUAUUCUACCUUCUGUAGGAUCUGAAAAUCACCUUGGCUCAAGAGCUGGACUUUGAAAAUGAGGCCAGGAAUUCUGAGAGGUGUGCAGAAGAGCUGAAGCACUUCCAUUUUGUUGUCGUACCUAAGGUUUUCUGGGAUCAAACUAGUAAGGUGAGAUUCUGUUGAAAGCACUAAAUAAUUGGACUCCAAAAAUUCCAUUUGCUAAAACUUUUAUUUAUCAUUUCCCUCCGGUUCAAAGAGAGUGUUGACAGCAGAGUUUUGUCAUGGUUGCAAAAUCAACAAUGUGGAAGAGAUUAAAAGACAAGGAUUAAGUUUAAAAGAUGUAAGUUAAUGCACUUUGCACAACAGAAAUUAUUCGGAAUGGAGUACAAUCGUGAAGAUGCUGUGUAAAAUAUCUCUUCAAUCUUUUCUUUUUAGACUUCAGACAAACUGAUCCGGACAUUUGCUGAGCAGAUAUUCUACACUGGUUUCAUUCAUGCUGACCCUCAUCCUGGGAAUGGUUGGUACAUUAAUGUGUGUGCUUGUGCACAGUAUGUACCAAAAUAGGAUUAAAGCCUAAAACACACGGGAUCCGUGUUGAGCGCAUUCCGUCAGCGCCGCAUCUCUGCUCCAUUGGGCAGAGCUCUUCAUCGCCCACAGGGAUGCAUGUUUGGAGCAUGGCAGCACAGUAGUGCAGCCCUCGGGCCUAUUGCACAAAACUAGGAUACGGGAUUAAGUUGGAAAAUCUUGCUUAUUCUGGCUAAAUUUAUCCAUUAUCUGGUUGCACAAAAGCAGGAUAGGGGAAAGCAGGAUAUGUUGUGGUUAAAGUUACCAAGGAGAUUUAUCCUGUGGAGCUAGCCUGCUCCUGACGAGGCCAAGUUCCAGGAUUCAUUUACUCUCAUCCCUUAUCUCAGUCAGCAGUCACCACAAAUGGAAACCAGUAGUUAUUCCACUGUCAUUAUCUCAAUAUUUGUGAUAUAAAUUUCAGUAAUUUUAGCUGAAUGAUUAUUUUAGAUGAUUUUGCAAUCAUAAGAUAAUUUACAGUUUCCCAUAGACUAUACGUGCCAUAGAAACAGAAAUACACAUCCACAAGAGUAACAUGAAGUUCCUUUAUGAAUAAGGAUAAAUCAAAGCGAGAAAACCAUCAGCUCCUUUAAGUGAGGUCUCACAGUGACUCUAUAAAGAUAGAAAGCACAGAAUCAAAGCAUAUUUUACAACAUAAGAAUAAAUACACAUUCCUGCAAGCGUGUACGAAUAAGAAUAACUAUUUUUCCCCGAAGGGAAAUUCAACUAUCUGUAGUCUCAUGUGUCAAAAAGUUAUCUACUAUUUACAGAAGAAUUACAAAGUCUGAUAGCUGUUGGUACAAAAGACCUUUUGAAUCUUUCUGUCCUGCAGCAAAGAGAGAGGAGUCGUCCACCACCAUUUGCCCUUUGGUCCAUUAAGGUGUUGUGAAGUGAUCCAUGUUCUUUAGAAUAGUCUCCACCUUCCUCAGUGUAGAUCUCUCCACCACAUCCUCCACUGAGUCCAGCUUGAAUCCAACCACAGAGCCAGCCUUUUUCACCAGUUUGUUAAGACGUCUUGCAUCUUUGUGUUGGAUGUUUUCUCCCCAGCAGACUGUAGUGUAGAACAGAACACUGUAGACACUGCAGACUGAUAAAACAUCUGCAGCAUCUUACUACAGAUGUCUAUUGAUUAGAGUCUUCUCAGGCAAAAGAGGUGGCUCCGCCCCUUUUUGUAGUUAUAGUCUAUGUUUAGUUUAGUUUAGUUUAGUUUAGUUUAUUUGAUCAUCAUCACAGUGUCAAAUACAGUUCUUAGACUAAUCCAUCUUAUUAUCCAGAUGUACACCUAGGUAUUUAUUUGAUGUCACCACUUUGAUGUCCACUCCACAGGUGUUCACUGGCUGAAGAGAGGGUUUGGAUCUGCAGAAGUCUAUGACCAUCUCCUUUGUUUUUGAGGUGUUGAGGAGGAGGCAGUUUUUGUGACUCCAGUCACUGAAGGCUCUUAUCAGUUCUCUGUAUUCAGCUUCUUGUUCAUUUCUGAUACAUGCCACAAUAGCGGUGUCUUCUGAGUAUUUCUGGAUGUGGCAGGACUCAGUGCUGUAUUUGAAGUCUGACGUGUACAGUAUGAACAGGAAUGGCUCCAGCACUGUCCCUUGUGGAGCCCCUGUACUGCUCAUUAAUGUCCCAGAAAUACAGUUCCCAACCUGACAAACUGUGGCCUUCCUGUCAGGUAAUCUGUGAUCCAGGAAACACAGCAAGGAUCCACUCCCAUCUCUGUAAGCCAGUGUUAUUUUCGUUGCCGAUAACAUUGCCAAAAAUAUUUCGUCAACAAAAACAACACUGGUUGUUUUCGUUGACAAAAAUAUUUCAUCAACGCCCCUUUUUUUCCACAACGAAGAUGUGACGUUGACGAGCUAAACUUAAGUCUUAGAUGACUAAACCUUCGGACAGAGUUAGCAGCUAAAAGUCCUGUUGGGGUCCACAUGGAUCAGGGAUUGGCCAUUGGAUUGUUCUGUGUUCCUGAUCAAUCCAUAACCAGGAAGUAUUUCUCAUAUACACGAAUUGAUUAACAGUCAGGGAGUCCGCACAUGGUGUUUUAUUUUGGAAAUUUACCGGAUGGCAUGUGCGGUUUCUGUGCUUGACAUCCUGUCUUGGAUGAUCUUCUCUGUGGAGAUCGACGCGUGUUGGAAGCAGGGAGCUGUGAAAAUAGACUCGGUGCGUAUCUUUAGCAGAGCAGUGAUCAACACGCUUCUGAGACAGAGCUGAGACACUUCCUGUGUAAUUUGCAGCAUUGAUAAGAACUGGUACCUAUUUGCUCCGUGACACCUGACGCUGAUAGAACGCGCUCAACCUGGAUCCUGUGGCCUUUAGGCUUAACCAUACUUGUACUAAGCAUCGAGGGCAUUAUGAGAUAUCAUUUGCCUAACAUCUUUAUGAUUGUGGGCUUUUGGUAUAAACAGGUUUCCCAUGCAGAAUGGGCAACAGUAACUUCAUUUAAGUAGAUCGAAAAUUAUCUGUUUUUCCACUCAAGUGUCUUUUGAGGUACAGAACUCAAAUUUCAGAAAACAACACUGUUUAGAAAAAGUAAGUUUGCUCAUUGUUUUCAUUGUUGCCAAAAUCAAGACUAAUUUAGUUUCAAGGAAGAUGAGAUGAUAUUUUACACUUCUUCUAGAGUGAUAUGCAAGUAACAUAGCUUUGCAGUUAAACACAAGCCAUAUAGAGAGGCCAUUGUGUUAAUCUCAGCGGUCCCGAAGUAAGAUCUAAAUUAAACUACAAAUAACAGAAUGAUCAGAUAUUUUAAAUAUUAUACGUUUUUCACAGGAACUUUAAGUGAUGUCACAUAUGGUCUGUGAUAUUUCCAAAGAAUCAAAUAGAGAAUAAAUCAGAGUCUCUGAAGUGCACAGGGAAAUUAAAAAAGUGUAAGAAACCUGUGGAAGCACCAUACUGCUCAAAAGUACAGCCUAACAGAGAUACUUUCAGGGAAGUGAACCUAUGAUGUUAAAGGAAGGUGUCAAUAUGAUCUUCAUAAUGUUGAUAACUGCAGCGGAUUUCCAUGGCACUCAAAACUUGAGGUCAUAAGAAGGGUUCGAGAGUAAUUACACGUAGUUUGCACACUUUUACCAUAUAUUUUUCAUAUUUGCAGUUCUUGUGAGACCAGGUCCUGAUAAGAAGGCAGAGUUGGUGCUCUUGGACCACGGCUUGUAUGAAUACCUCAGUCAACAGUAAGAUUGAGCAGUCUGUUCAACAAAACCUCUGAAAGAACUCUGCAAUCAGCUGUAACUGUGACCUUUUCCCUUAGUGACAGAGUUGCCCUUUGUAAACUGUGGAGGUCCAUAGUCCUGAGAGAUGAGCCUGCAAUGCAGAAGUACUCCGAUGCACUUGGUGUCAAAGGUAAAUGAUUUUGGUUGUUGUGUAACAAUAAAUGCUGAAUACCCCCUAUCUAUCACAAGGUGUUAUAAAUUACACGUGUAAACUGGAUCAUAUUUCUUUUUCUUGUGUGUCAAGCAUAAUCUCUAUGUCUUAUCUUCAGAAUAUUUACUCUUCUCUGAGAUGCUGCUGCAACGACCCAUUAACAUGCGAGAGCUUGGUCUUUCUAACAUCCUCAGUCGUGAGGAGACGGCUUACAUGCGUGAAAUGGCCACACAGCGCUUUGAAAGCAUCAUGCAGGUGUUGAAGGCAAUGCCACGGCCUAUGCUACUCGUCUUCAGAAACAUCAACACAGUCCGAAGCAUUAAUAUUACCCUGGGAGCACCUGUGGAUCGCUACUUUGUUAUGGCCAAGAGGUUAGUUAGUUUUUAAGUUACCUCCUAAUGCCUGAUCAUAGAGAGCUGUUUCUUGCCUGCAUGUUGACAUUUUUACUUCUGUAACUGUUGACUAGUCACAAUUAUAAAGUGAGCUGCUCUCAUUCAGUGCGGUGCGAGGUUGGGGGAAAAUGCAGACAGAGAGGACCAGGAUGCUGACAAGACUCUGGAUUUUCAGCUGGAUCAGGUCAACAUGGGAAGGCUUGAAGUUUGAGCUGGCUUUAAGGUAAAAGUUAUUGUAAACCUCUCUCUAUUAGUUACUCCUCGGCAUCCAGUGCUUCAUAAAAAGUUAUUUGGGUUACUGUCUGUCUUUAUUAUGUGUUCUCUAAAUUUUCCCAAAUAAACUCACUUAGCAACGUCUUGUACUUGCUUAACAUUUGUACAACUCCUGUACUGAACCUAAAAAUAUAUUGUAGGUAGAUAUAAACCCAGUUCCAUAAGAGUUAGGGUAUAAAUGCUGUAUAAAUACUUUAUAAAACAGAUGUUGAUGGGUUGCAAAGAGUGCAAGAAAAAUAUGGUCUGAAAUUUGUGCCGCUAGAAACUGAAAUUGAAUAGUUGUAUUUCAUUUGAAAAUCACAAUUUGAAAUUGAAAUUAAUAUUUUGAGAGUAAAUUUAAUUGAUUUAAAAUAGAAUUUAACCUAUUUGAAAAUAAAACCCUCUCUUUUCCUUAAAUUAGAAAAACAAAAAUUCAGUUUCAGGUCGCACAUUCAGAUUAAGUUUUACAAUUUAAUUUUGGUUCAGUGUGCCAUAGCCAUUACGUCAUCUACAUCCAAGAGGAAGAGUAAUCAAGCAUACAGAACCCGAUUCCAUUGAAGUUGGGAAAUUGUGAUAAACGUACGUAAAAUCAGAAUACAGUGAUUUGCAAAUCCUUUUCAACCUAUGCUCGAUUGGAUACACUACGAACACAAGAUAUUUAAUGUUCAAACUCAUAAACUUUAUUAAUUGUUGAGGCUUUGAAGGUGGAAUUCUUUCCCAUAUUUGCUUGAUGUACAGCUUCAGUUGGAGGCAGACUGCGUCCAUUCUAUAUACAGUCUAUGAUUAAAAUGCAGACACAAGUUUCCUGAGUUUGUGAAGGUGUAAACCUAACUGAUGUAAGCUCUGGUUUUGAAAUAUUGACAACUCUUUUACAGAUGGGAGAUGGCAGCGAUGAGUCUAACCCGUUGGUUCCUGAGCACGCUGUCAUUCCUUGGUUUAACGUCUUUGGAUGCAGAAAUAUUAGAGUAUCUGAGAUAGUUUACGGUUUUCUUACAAAGGUCAGGGAAGAAAGAACUAUUUUAAGCCUGUUAAUACAGUCCCACAGCUUUUGACUACUGCAGCAACACAGAGAGCUGCAGAUUCUAGUUCUGUUCCAGUGUUGGCGCUCUAUACCAAAUCAUUUUGUUUUCUCGUGGUGGACUUUACUGCAUAAGUGAGACAGUUUUGAGCUGCGGGACUUUUACAGCACCAAACCCACCCCAGCAGCUCAAAACUGAACACCUUGUUGUAUUUUUUUUUCUUCAUUAAAUUAAUGAUUUUAUAUAUUUUGAUAUUUUAAUGGCUGUUUUUUAAAGUGCUAUCCUACUACGACUGGUUUUGAAUGUUUUUUUUUUUUAAUGAUUUUAAGCUGAAGUUUCUGUUCAGGGUUCAGGAAAAUGUAUCGUAUACAUUUUGUCUGUAGUAGCUGCAGCAUCUCCAGCAAUACUUUAAACUGAGUCUCAGUGUUUGAGUUAUACCAAAUAAAAUGUAAGAACACUGUAAAGCUGCAUCCCUCCUGGGGCUAACAAUGAAAAUUUUCAGUGUUACAUCUCACAGUGGGUUGCCUUUGAACAAUGUAUUUCAGUGCUUCAAGGAAAAGAAACAAAACUUUUAUGGUGGCAAUAAAUAAAUGUCAAAAUAAGCAUACAUUUUUGUUUUAGUUUAGUGUCAGUAAUUGGUACAACAGUUAACAUUAAGUCCAGCAACAAGAAAAGAAAAGCUAGACUUAUCCAAUGUUGUUAUAGCAAUCUCAUGAUAUCAAUAAAAUGUUUUACAUUCUUUUCAUAAAACGGCUGUCCUCAAUAACACACAAGGCUUUUGUCAAUCACUUUCACUGUUUUUUUAUUUUGUACAAAUUUGUCUGAAGGAAAUGUCAUUUUUUUGUUUGGUGUAUGAACUAAAAAACAAAUACAGUUUGCAAAAACAUAGCAAAACAUCUUUCUCCAGUCCGUAUAAAACGACUUCCGGUUGACAGUGCUCGGAAAUGUGCCUCUCAGAAAUGAGCUGUGACUCUGUCGAUCUCCAAAAGGUCAUCCAGGAUCUACAGAUGAAUAGAAGAUCAGAUAAAAGGCAAAUCUGACAGAAAAAAAAAAACAUUCAGUCUCUGCACUUACUAUGUCCUGAGUGGUACCAAUCUUUUUAGCCAGCUCACUGCGCUCCAUUGUGCUCAGGUACAAGUACUUGUUGAGGAGUUCUCCAUCCAGGAUGUUUCUCACUGCAUUCUGCAAGCUCCGUCUGUCACUAUGCAGCAUCCUGGAAACGGUAUAUAAACUGGUUAGGGAUACCAAACUGCAGAAACUACACCUGACACUAACUUGCCUCUUAGGACUAGAAAUAAAAGCUCACAUGAUAUGUUCAUUUAGAUAACAGGCAACAAUACAGGUUAAUACAGUGUGUUCCAAUGUAUAAACAAUACUAUGUGGUAGAUGGAGGCAAACCUGAAGGCCUUGGGGUUUAGACCAGCGUGAUGAGGCAGCAUUGAGCUCAGAGCAUUCUGCAACAUGAGAAGACGGCGAUAAGUCUUCUCCUGCAUGGGAAGGAGCAUGCCGAUUCCUCCAUCUAGAGUUGCUGUUGAAACAGAUUAUGAACAGGCUUUUUUUUCCUCCUUUGCAUCAAUGUGAAUUCAUCUAUUAUCUGACAACAGACAUCCUUUCCUAAAUACAUGUUCAAUGAAUAAUAAUCUUUUGUAUGUUUAUAAAAACUUCCUAUAAGCUCUUAGUGAAAUUGAUAUGAGUUGUUAGGAAAGGUACUUGUUUAGUUUCUAAACUAGGUCGGGACAGCUCACAAUACGAAGUGUCCUAAUUUUUAAAGAUCUGUGGUUGCAGCGAGCUGUUUUUAUCUUCAGUGAGAAGACUGCAGCAUGCAGUUUUUGAGCCUGGCUGUGCUAGCAGGUAGUAAAAUAGUUAAAUCAACUGUUUGGAUGAAAUAUGUUUAUGAAGGAUCUGGCAGGACAUGAAUGCACUUUGAUGACCCUUUUAAUACAUAAACUGAAAUUCUUUUAGAAAAUUUGGGUACCUAAAGGUUCUGAAACUUUCAGGAAUUUUCACUUGACACAUGGACCUCACAGCAGGGGAUAAUUCAGGUCAGACACACUCACACAGUUUGAUCUACUCCAUUUGAAUGGAUGGCAGGGGAGCAAGUAUAUGACGCGUGCAAGAGCAACAGGGAGAAAAUUCUUCCAUAAUGGUGACUGCUGGGUUUAUA
This is a messenger RNA of Xyrichtys novacula (pearly razorfish), 13945 nucleotides long. Lineage: Eukaryota; Metazoa; Chordata; Actinopteri; Labriformes; Labridae. The record is from the annotation of a GenBank genome assembly.